Messenger RNA from Mytilus californianus (California mussel), 1297 nucleotides. RefSeq names its product HCLS1-associated protein X-1-like. Gene Ontology annotation, cellular component: mitochondrion; apical plasma membrane; actin cytoskeleton. Gene Ontology annotation, biological process: regulation of actin filament polymerization; negative regulation of apoptotic process. Lineage: Eukaryota; Metazoa; Mollusca; Bivalvia; Mytilida; Mytilidae. The record is from RefSeq and is a predicted model, not a curated record. The coding region runs from base 51 to 1019 and encodes 322 amino acids. The transcript has 7 exons.
AAUACACAUGCGCAUGCAGACGAAGUAUUUUAUGAAACCCAAAAGGUGCAAUGAGUAUCAACGACUUUUUCAAGUCUUUCUUCGGUUUUAAUAGGACACAAGAGCAUCAUCCAUUUUCAAGAGAAAAUAUUUGGGAUGAGGAUGGUAACGACGAGGAAGAUGAUCAUGGAAUGUUCUUCUUUCACUUUGAUUUAAACCGUCAGAUGGAGAGCAUGCAAAGAGAAAUGGAGGAUAUGUUUCGAAAUUUUGGUGCUGUAGAAUUUUUCCCAGGUUCACAGCAUCCUGAGGUAAGAAAUCCGCAAAAUCCAAGAGAUCUGAUGUUAAAAGGCAAUGAACACAAAGAGGAAAUUUUCAUGCAACCUCGUCAACCAUUUGCACCAGAGUCAAGAACCCAGCAAAAUCCAAGAGAUCAAAUGUUAAAAGACAAUGAAGAGAAAAAAGAAUCAAAGCCAUAUUUCAUACAACCAUUCACUCCUUUCCGAUCUCCAUUCAGUCCGAGAUUACCUGCAACAGAAAAGAGAGAAGACUCAGAUGUGGAUGGAAAGCUUGGAGUAGAUGAUGUUGCGAAACUCUUUGAUAGUCCAAAGUCACAGCCAGAGUUCAGAAUGGAACAACCUAAAACAUAUUCCUAUAACCGAAGCUUUUCAUUUACAACAUCAAGAGGUCCAGAUGGGAGAGUAGAACAAAGGAAGACAGUAAGAGAUGGAGAUGGGAACGAGGAAGUGACAGUUACAAGAUCUAUAGGAGACCAGUCACAUUCUUUCACUAUAAAGAAAGAUAAAUCUGGUGUUGAGGAAAAGAUUGAAAAUUUUAAAAAUAUGGACGAAAAGGAUAUGAAUAAAUUCAACAGAACUUGGAAAUCUCAGCAACAACCAUCAUUACCAGAAUCUAAAGGAGAUCAAAUGAUCAGAGACAACCAUCCAGAUUUAAGAGACAAUAUCCCAGUGAUUAAAGACAGUACAGAUGCAUCAUUGUUCCAUAAAUUCUUUAAUGGUUGGUUUAAACCAAAGAAGACCUGAAACUCUGUUAAAUCUGUCCAUUUCUAAAUGGAAACAGAAAUGUAAAAUUCUCAAGUGACUUGUUUGUUUUAUGUACAUGCUGUUUCAUAUUUUACAUAAACCAUUGUCUUUCAGUUUUUAUUUGCAAAUGAAUGGUAACAGAUAUGUUUUUUUAUUUUUGUUUGAUUUAACUUCUCAUAACCAAAGAAGAUGCUUAAGACUCAUAGUGAGCAUGUUUAAUAUAAGUGCUGACACUUUAGGGUAACUUUUGGAAAAUAAUAAAAUUCAUUGUAUCAAUA